Molecule: messenger RNA, 1327 nt
Organism: Paramacrobiotus metropolitanus
Lineage: Eukaryota; Metazoa; Tardigrada; Eutardigrada; Parachela; Macrobiotidae
Exons: 1
Coding region: 152-1144 (330 amino acids)
Source: RefSeq, a predicted model, not a curated record
UUUCGCAUUUCUAAAAUAUCCGAAAUUCCAUAUAAAUGGCUUUAUUCCGAAGUAAACAUGCCAUUGUGGGUAGUAAAUGAUCGAAGUUAGCAAUUCUGAUUGCAAAUAAUCGGUUCACCUAUUCACCGUAAUCUGUGGCAUUUUUAAAAAAAUGUAUAUAGAAACCCGAAUACUUUAUUUCGUUGUAGCAGCUGUCAUAUGCGUGUUCACAGUAAGCGUAACAAGCAGUCACGGUGCAAAUGCAAAGGGUUCACUGCCCGGUAAUUACGCUUCCCUUUCCGCGUUGGAUAAACAGUCCGUGAUAUGGGCCAGUAUUCUCAGCAGCCGGUAUCCCGCCAACGAAUCUCUACCCACGAGUUCCCCCGAAGUCACCGGAAUCAGUCCGAAAUUCGCUCGCAAAGUAUUCACCAUUACUUCCGACGAAUAUCCUCCGCACCGGCAUCGUAUUCUGCACCGCUUCGGCACCGUGGGCCUGAUUACUUGGCGCACUAGCCGCACUUCCCCGUACACCGGGAUCUUUCAGCCCGGGGUCAGCGUGGCCGGGCUGGCGCGUCUGUCUCUGGCGUUCUACAACAUGCAGAACAUCAUUCCCGCCGUGACGUUGAAGCUCUUCCUCGACGGCCAGCCCUCGCUUAAUCUUUUUGCCGUGGACGACGAAGCCGGACUGGGCGGACAGGGAACGGAUCGGAAUUUCUUCGCCCGUAAUCUCAGCAACUGGGUGCCGCUGCCGCGCUCAUACAGCCAGUUGUUGGCGGGGCUGGGCCAGUCGUUUACCACGGCGAUUCAUAAGCUGUCCGGUGGAAAGUGCAACCGCCCGCUGGACGGAGUUAAAUUGCCGGUGCUUUUGCACGCCAUGACCGAGCCGGAUGGAGAGGAAGUGGGCGUUCCCCGGGCACCGACGGUGCUGACUUUUGUCGCCAAUCCGGCGAUCGCCAUGAGCUCGACGGACCCAACCGAUUUUCGGGAAUCACUGGCAAAGAUUCCGGCGAAUACGCUGCUGUAUCAGGUGUACGCUAAUGCGACACUUCCGGAUGGAUCGGAUACAAGAGAAUUAAUAGCAGAUGUGAUUCUGACCGAUCAGUUUGUGGCUUCUGAUUAUGGUGAUAGCAAAUUGUUCUUCCAACAUCAUGGAAAACGUUGCUGAGAAUAAUUUAAUAUGUGUCUGUGGACUGCACAGAAAGUAUCGAGAUUACCAAAAAGUUUUUAUUUUUAUUAAGUUUUGGCAAUAUUCUUAAGGAGAAAAAACCAUGCAUCAUGCGCCACAUAUUGCACUCUGUAUAACUGUACGAAUGUUCCUCAUUUUUGAUUACGAGUUAUAAAGUAUUUA